This is a messenger RNA of Talaromyces proteolyticus, 396 nucleotides long. Its product is annotated as putative ACN9 family domain-containing protein. The record is from RefSeq and is a predicted model, not a curated record. The transcript is spliced from 3 exons. Gene Ontology annotation, biological process: mitochondrial respiratory chain complex II assembly; succinate metabolic process. Gene Ontology annotation, cellular component: mitochondrial intermembrane space; mitochondrion. Lineage: Eukaryota; Fungi; Ascomycota; Eurotiomycetes; Eurotiales; Trichocomaceae. Bases 1 to 396 code for a protein of 131 amino acids.
AUGCGAGUCAUCACCCGCCUCCUAGCUUCCCCAGUCACCAUCGGCUCCAAAGCCAGCUUCAACACCUCCCCGCUCGCGCUUCUCCCUCCCAUCCCGCUGUACCGACGCAUCCUGAGGGUUCACCGCAAAAAGCUGCCAGGCGAGAUGCGGCUGCUUGGAGACGAGUACGUGAGGAGCGAGUUUCGGGCACAUCGGAAUGUCGAGAAUCCGAUUCACAUUGUCGGCUUUUUGACCGAGUGGCAGCUAUACGCCCAGAAAUUAGAGGGGGAUGCGUGGCGGGGCGACAAACUGGAUAAGGCCAAGUUGGAGAAGAUGAGUGACCAGCAGAUCGGACAGCUUUAUGAGCUCAUGCAGGCUAUCAAGGACAAAUCUGAGGGGAGCGAUGAGGAGAAAUAG